Messenger RNA from Coniosporium apollinis CBS 100218, 423 nucleotides. Its product is annotated as ubiquitin-conjugating enzyme E2. The record is from RefSeq and is a predicted model, not a curated record. The transcript has 5 exons. The coding region runs from base 1 to 423 and encodes 140 amino acids. Gene Ontology annotation, biological process: DNA damage tolerance; protein K63-linked ubiquitination. Gene Ontology annotation, cellular component: nucleus. Lineage: Eukaryota; Fungi; Ascomycota; Dothideomycetes.
AUGGGAGCCAAAGUACCACGAAACUUCCGGCUGCUGGAGGAGCUCGAGAAGGGAGAGAAGGGAUUGGGAGCAGAGGCUUGCUCCUACGGCCUGGAAGAUCAAGAUGACCUCCUCAUGUCCAACUGGAACGGCACCAUCCUGGGACCUCCUCACAGCGUACAUGAGAAUCGGAUUUACAGUUUAAAGAUCCACUGCGGCGACCGCUACCCCGACACCCCACCUGAAGUCACCUUCGUCUCGAAGAUCAACCUGCCAUGCGUGGAUCAGAGGACCGGCAAGGUUGACCCAUCGAAGCUGCCCUGCCUUAUCCAGUGGAGGCGUGACUUCACCAUGGAGACUAUACUCAUUGAGUUGAGGCGGUACAUGGCCCUCCCUCAGCACAAGAAGCUCCCUCAACCUCCUGAAGGUACAACCUACAGCUGA